AUGUUUUCCGUCUGCAGAAGAGGUCCCGCCUCAAUAUCUAGAGCCCUUCGCGCAGUCCCUUCAAGCAUUCGAAUUCCUUCAACCAGACCUUCAACUCUUUCUCUCAUUUCACAAAAGACUUCAUUGCCAGUUUUGGAGUCAAGAUGGUUACAUGUAUCUUCUGCUUCACAAUUACAAAGUGUUGCCACUCAAGAAGCUGCCGUCGUUCAAGAAAAUAAAGUCAUUAAUCGUUUCGAUGAACUCACCAAAUAUGGUUUGGUUCACCCAAAUGUUGUUAAUGAAAUCACCCAAACUAUGAAACUCGAGACCAUGACAGAGGUCCAAACUUUAACUAUUAACCAAGCUUUACAAGGACAUGAUAUUAUUGCACAAGCACGAACUGGUACCGGAAAGACAAUUGGUUUCUUACUUCCUACUAUCCAAAACAUCCUCGAGAAGAGCCCUGAGCUUGCAUCUCGUCAACGUUAUUCCAGAGCAAGAGCUUCCGAUAUUCGCGCAAUCAUUAUUUCACCUACCCGUGAAUUGGCAGAACAAAUUGCUGUCGAAGCAGUCAAGAUUACAAGAAAUACAGAUUUGAUUGUACAAGUUGCAGUCGGAGGAUCUAGCAAGAAAGAGAUGCUGAGAAAAGUUCAACGUGAGGGUUGUCAUAUCCUUGUCGGAACCCCAGGAAGACUUCAAGAUCUUUUGACCGAUGAAUACAGUCAAGUAUCUGCUCCAGGAUUAACAACUUUGGUUCUCGAUGAAGCUGAUCGACUUUUGGAUGAUGGAUUCUCUAAGGAUAUCGAUAACAUCCAGGAGCUCUUACCUAAACGAAACGAAGUUGACCGACAAACAUUAUUAUUUUCCGCCACCGUUCCAAGAGAGGUCAUGGGUCUCGUCAGAAGAAUCUUGAAACCGGAUUAUCAAUUCGUCCAAACCGUCAAGGCAGGAGAUGUAGCCACACACGAAAGAAUCCCUCAAAAGAUUGUCGCUGCUACUGGAAUGGAGAACGUCAUGCCAGCCUUGGUCGAAAUUUGCAAGAAAGGAAUUGAAAAGGCUAAUACCGAAGGUUCCUCUCCAUUCAAGGCUAUCGUAUACUUUAACUCAACCGCAAACGUCCAAUUGGCUGGAGAGAUUAUGAAAGGAAUAGAUUCCCUUCAUUCAAUUGAGGUUUCUGCUAUUCACGGCAAGCUCACACAAGAAAGAAGAACUAGAGUUACAGACAGAUUCCGUCGUGCCAAGUCUGCUGUCAUGUUAUCCAGUGAUGUCACAGCUAGAGGAAUGGAUUUCCCCAAUGUUACUCACGUCAUUCAAAUCGGUGUCCCUAGAGAUAGAGAUACAUACAUUCAUCGUGUAGGACGAACUGGAAGAGGAGGCAAGGAAGGAGAAGGAUGGCUCAUAUUGACACAAUCUGAAAUUCCAGGAGCUCGUCGAACAUUAUCCAAUCUUCCAAUCACACCCGAUCGUACACUCGAGACUCCCUUCGUCGAUAUGAAACAAGAUGCUCAAUUACCAGCCACAACCGCGGAAAUCCUUAACGAAGUCGGUCAAGCAACCAAGAGAGUUGACCGUGAAAUCAAAGUCGACGCAUAUAUGGGAGCACUUGGCCAAGGUCAGAGGGGUGCAAGCCCUAGGGCAAUGAUGGAAGAUUUGAACAACUGGACUAAAUUUGGUUGGGGUUGGGAGAAACCUCCUAUGGUUGGCCCUGGUCUUGCACGCAAAUUGGGAAUUGAUAGAAUUCCAGGCGUUAACAUUGGACAUGAACCUCGCGAGAAUGAUGACGAUCUUGGUGGAGGACGAGGAUUCGGAAGCAGUGGUGGAGGACGAGGCUUUGGGAGCAGUGGUGGUGGUGGUGGAAGAGGAUUUGGAAGCAGUGGUGGAUCUAGUGGCGGAAGAGGAUUUGGAAGUGGUGGAUCCAGUGGAGGAAGAGGAUUCGGUGGUGGCCGAGGUGGUGGAAGUGGAGGCGGUAAAGGAUUUGGCGGAAGAAAUGGUGGAAGAAGUGGUGGAAGCGGCGGAAGAGGAUUCGGUGGUGGUGAUAGAGGUGGUUCUAAAGGAGGAUUUGGUUCAUCUUCAAGUUUCUAA
Botrytis byssoidea is the source of this 2061-nucleotide messenger RNA. RefSeq lists its product as uncharacterized. NCBI's taxonomy places the organism in Eukaryota, Fungi, Ascomycota, Leotiomycetes, Helotiales, Sclerotiniaceae. Gene Ontology annotation, cellular component: mitochondrion. The record is from RefSeq and is a predicted model, not a curated record. Bases 1 to 2061 code for a protein of 686 amino acids. The transcript has 2 exons. Gene Ontology annotation, molecular function: nucleic acid binding; ATP binding.